This is a messenger RNA of Wyeomyia smithii (pitcher-plant mosquito), 797 nucleotides long. RefSeq names its product general odorant-binding protein 99b-like. The transcript is spliced from 2 exons. Gene Ontology annotation, molecular function: odorant binding. The record is from RefSeq and is a predicted model, not a curated record. NCBI's taxonomy places the organism in Eukaryota, Metazoa, Arthropoda, Insecta, Diptera, Culicidae. Bases 238 to 669 code for a protein of 143 amino acids. Gene Ontology annotation, biological process: sensory perception of smell.
AUUAUGAGUCUCUUAGUGGCCCACUUCCUGGAGCAUGAUCAAACUUAAGCCCAGAUAGUCCAUCAGGUUUAUAAGCUUUAAACUGAGAACAAAAAACUGUUUGUUUACAAUCGAUCCCUUGGCCAUUGAAUAAAAACCAAACCAAGUGGUUAAUCGUUAUCAGACAAACGGUCAACGCAAGGUUUCGACCAACGAAGCUUCACUUCGAACGCUCAGUUUUGUAGAAACCGCGUCAGGAUGAAGUUCACUUCGGCAGCACUGGUGUUGAUCGUCGGUCUGGCUCUAGCCGACGCUGCCAUUUAUUCGUCGGAUGACUACCGCAAAUUUACGAAGGAUUGCGGUAAAAUCCUACGCUCAUCCGCACAAACCUUCCAAAAAUUGAAGGACAAAAACUACGGCGAUGACAAGGAGGUGCACUGUCUGAUUCGCUGCAUAGGCGUUAUGACACGGUUCUACGAUGACGAAACGGGCCCGAACUGGGAGUUGGUUAACCAACAUUUGGAAGGCAAACCCGGUUUGGCCGAAUAUCGGGAGGCAACGCAGCAAUGCUUUGCUGCGCUGGAUCCAACCAGCUAUGGUGAGGACUACUGCAAGAAGUCAUUCCUGAGCUACCAGUGCGCGAUGAAUGCAUACGAAACGCACGUUAAGGGUAAGGAAACAGAGGCAUAAUAAGUGGAAACUUGUUGAAGAUGAAGAUCGUGUAGUUUAAUUAAAUGCGGGAUAAAGCAGAAAUACUUUAUAUUAAUUCAUUGUGAAUCUAAUAAAAUUCAAUACAGACCAUAUGAUUAUACUUCUGA